AGUUUUCAUUCAGUUUAUAUUGGGAAACGGUAGUUAACGGUACGUUAAGGAAAUUCUAGGAAAAUCGAAAAAUUUCGAAAUCUCCAAUAACGCGCGAACGUGAGAAUAAUAGAAAAAAUAGAAAUCAAUUAAAAACACACAAAGCAUGGCUGAAACAACAGGCAACAGCACUCAAGACAUUGGGGCCAUAAUUCAAAACAUCAUUGAAAUCGUUGUAUUUUUCAUCAAAUUCUGGUAUGCCACCAUUGAGGGUUUCAUCCGCGGUUUCAUGAAGAAGGAGGAGGUAGAUGUUAGCGGUAAAUUUGUAUUCAUCACCGGUACCGGUCAUGGCAUGGGCAAGCAAAUGGCUUUGCAAUAUGCCGCCUUGGGCGCCAAGGUUCUCUGCGUUGAUGUCAACGAGAAGAACAACAGUGAAACCGUUAAGGAGAUCAAGCAAAAUGGUGGUUCGGCCUUCGGUUAUACCUGUGAUGUUACCAAUCGCGAAGCCAUCUUUGCCCUGUACGAACAAAUCAAGAACGAACAUGGUUUCGUUGAAAUCAUUGUCAACAAUGCCGGUAUCAUGCCAUGCCGUCCAUUGUUCGAACUGACCGAAAAGGAAAUCCGUUUGAUGUACGACAUCAAUGUGUUGGCUCACUUCUGGAUCUUCCAAGCCUUCUUGCCCGACAUGGUUGCCCAAAACAAGGGCCACAUUGUUGCCAUGUCCUCAUGUGCUGGUCUCUUCGGCUUGCCCAACUUGGUGCCAUACUGCGGUACUAAAUUCGCCGUUCGCGGUUUGAUGCAAUCCAUGUACGAAGAAUUGCGCAAAGCCAACAAGGAUACUCAGAUCAAAUUCACCACCAUCUACCCCUACAUGGUCGAUACCGGUCUGUGCAAGAACCCACGUUUCCGUUUCUCAUGGAUGAAAUUGGUCGAUCCCAAGGAGGCUGCCGCAUCCAUCAUUGAAGCCCAACGCACCGGCUUGGAAGAAGCCUCCGUGCCCCGCCACUACCUCUACAGUGAAAAAGUCGGUCGCAUCUGGCCCCGCAAGGCUAUGCGCAUUGCCAAUGACUUUGUCGAUACUUAUGUAGAAUCUGAUAAGAAAUAAGCAACUAUUUAUAGACUGUCAAAAUACAAAAAAAAACUAAAACAAAAUAAAU
Molecule: messenger RNA, 1136 nt
Organism: Musca domestica (house fly)
Lineage: Eukaryota; Metazoa; Arthropoda; Insecta; Diptera; Muscidae
Gene: Ldsdh1
Product: 17-beta-hydroxysteroid dehydrogenase 13
Exons: 5
Coding region: 146-1084 (312 amino acids)
Cellular component (GO): lipid droplet
Molecular function (GO): oxidoreductase activity, acting on the CH-OH group of donors, NAD or NADP as acceptor
Source: RefSeq, a predicted model, not a curated record